AUGCGAGCAAUCCUUCUGCUGAGACAGAGCGCUGAAAAAUCGCUCUGCGAACGCCUUAUGACCCCUCGAGUGAGUACUCCCCGGAAAUUACGCAUGUGCCUAAAGCAGGAGUGGCUCGGUAAUCCCGUAGCCUCUAUAAGGAUAAUACGUUCUGGUACUGAGGGUAUCGCAAGGUAUCAUGCUUUACCUUCAUGUGGGCUAAAGAAGGCGGGGCGUCACCGAUUCACAGCUUUGCAAGUCAGUCUUAGUAAAACUAAAGUGAUACUUCGCUUGAUGUGGAGUAUAACGAACAAUGGGGGCAAGUUGAAAAAAUAUCAGCCAAGUCUCUCAUCUUGA
Molecule: messenger RNA, 336 nt
Organism: Plasmopara halstedii
Lineage: Eukaryota; Oomycota; Peronosporomycetes; Peronosporales; Peronosporaceae
Exons: 2
Coding region: 1-336 (111 amino acids)
Source: RefSeq, a predicted model, not a curated record